AUGUAUGUCGGGUGUAUUGACAAGACAUUGGUAGCGUUCUUAUUGCUCGCCGUUACCAAUUCACCUUCUGCGAUGCAGAACAAUAUUAUCACGGGCAUAGCUACCAGUCCUGUGUCAGUGACGGGCGCGAUCACCCGAGUGUCAGCUGUCGUCAGUGGUGAAGCAGAGUUGCCUUGCGACUCCCGCCCCCCUCAGAGGAACGACAGCAUGCUACUCGUAGUGUGGUACCGGGACGAUAACCCUGUAUACAGUUACGACACAAGAGUGGAAGGCCCGUCCGCUCACUGGACGGACGAGCCAUUUGCCGGGCGAGCACGUUGGCUCGGCUCGCCGAACUCCGCGCUUCAGUUGCGCGGCAUACAAGCUCGCGACCGCGCGACGUACCGGUGUCGUGUAGAUUUUCAAGUCUCGCCGACUAGAAAUUCUAGGGUGGCACUUGAUGUUAUAGAGCUACCCAGUAAACCUGUGAUCUUUGACGAAUAUGGAAAAGAAAUAUCCGGGGUUGCUGGCCCCUACAACGAGGGAGGCGAUUUCAAACUCACUUGCCUCGUCAAAGGAGGUAACCCAACACCAAGAGUUCAAUGGCUUCAGGGUGACCAGAUCCUCGCCACGCUCAACCCUGGUGACCUACAGCCUUCAGGGCACACCAGGUCAUUGACCCUGGUGGUCAGAAAUGCCACUAGAGUUCACCAGUCAUCAGUAUACACCUGUGUAGCAGAUAAUACUCCAGCGGCAGCCCCGCAGAAGACUUCAGUGAAAGUGGAACUUUAUUUGAGGCCGUUGCUCGUGGAAAUACUAUCUAGAGAGCAGCCGUUAUCCCAUGGGAGAAAAACGGAGUUAUGGUGCAGAUCCACCGGAGCCAGACCUCCAGCUACUGUCAGCUGGUGGCUGGGGGGAAAGAGACUAGAGUCUAUUACUAAUCAUAGGGAGAUGGAAGAAGGCAACGAAACGCAGUCGCUGCUGCAAUGGACGCCGUUGAAGGAAUACAACGGACAAGUCUUGACAUGCAGAGCCGAACAUUCCAAGUUCAAUAAGUCGACAAUUGAGAGUAAACUGCAUUUGAAUAUUUAUUAUGUACCAGUUGCGACUAUUCAUCUGGGUGCUAAGAUGAACCCAAACGACAUCGAAGAAAGAGACGACGUGUACUUUGGUUGUGACGUAGACGCGAAUCCACCAGCUUACAAAGUCGUAUGGGAACAUAACGACGUUCUACUCACACACAGUACAGCCAACGGGAUUAUUGUGACAGGCAACACCAACCUUGCACUACGAAACAUAUCGAGGCAUCAGGCUGGUCUAUACACAUGCACAGCAUCCAACGUUGAAGGAGAUGGCAAAUCAGCACCGCUGCAUUUACAAGUAUUCUAUAAACCGCUGUGUCGGAGUAGGGAAAUAAGAAUGAUUGGAGCGGCGCUGCAGGAGCCCUCUAGCGUGGUUUGUGAAGUAGAUGCCUUUCCUCCACCAGAUACGUUCGAAUGGACACUUAACAACUCGGCCGGUUCGAUUAAAGUUGAUCCCGUACGUUUCACCGUCAACGCCAAAGAGGGGAAAUCUGUUCUGACGUACACACCCGUCUCAGACGUCGAUUAUGGGACGUUGUCUUGUCGGGCCACAAAUCUGGCGGGACAGCAGACCGCACCAUGCGUAUACACAUUACUGCCUGCUACCAGACCAGAUCCGCCUUCAAAUUGCACAGUGUACAAUCUUACUGAUGACUCGUUGGAUCUGAUUUGCUUAGCAGGAUACGAAGGAGGUCUACAAAGUGUAUAUAUAGUGGAAGUUUGGGGGAGCGAAGGGCUCGUUGUGAAUGCCAGUAAUGGCGCCGCGUUUUGGAACCUUCGAAGAUUGGGCGCUAAGCGGCAUUUGAAACUGGUAGUCUACGCAGCCAACGCUAGAGGAAGAUCUGAACACAUAUCUUUUACUGUGGAAACAUCACCUAGAUUGUCACCUAGGACUGAAGCACAAGAGGCAUGGGAAGUGAACUGGGCGAUCGGGGGCGUACUAGGAGCCGCUUUUACAGUAGCAUUCAUACUGUGUCUAGCCCUUAUCGCUACAAGAAUACGACACAGGGCCAGGGAUUACGAAGUAACAAUACCGUCGAGUAAGAAUCAAAAAACAACUUUGCCGAAACGGAUUUCACCCCACGGGCCCGAUGAGAGGAAUCCGGACUUAAUACCCUUAAGUAAAGGCAUCGUGGACUGCCAGCCCGAGCCGCCGAAAUACUCAGCCAUCUCAGCUAGCGAGCCCAAGAGCUCGAAUAGCGUACAUAGCUUGCCUCGCACUCAAUCGCCGAGCACGCCCAACACGCCGAACACGCCGCACGCUCAGUACACUGAUAACCAGAGUGAUUCUGGUCGCAGUGGUGUCAACGGUGUCGUGAGAUCGCACAGGGAGGUAGUAACCACGAGAACUCCACUACUAGCAGCGCAUCAAGAGAGCUGUGUUUAAUGUAAAUAAUAUUUAAAUUAGGCCGUUCUUAUUUCAAACUUAUAGUAAUAUUAUCUGUUACCAAUUUAGUUUUUUUUUAUCCAGCCAAUAUUAUCUUAAAUUUUGACU
Messenger RNA from Amyelois transitella, 2556 nucleotides. Its product is annotated as nephrin. Lineage: Eukaryota; Metazoa; Arthropoda; Insecta; Lepidoptera; Pyralidae. The coding region runs from base 1 to 2448 and encodes 815 amino acids. The transcript is spliced from 17 exons. The record is from RefSeq and is a predicted model, not a curated record. Gene Ontology annotation, molecular function: protein binding.